Messenger RNA from Nerophis lumbriciformis (worm pipefish), 1206 nucleotides. Lineage: Eukaryota; Metazoa; Chordata; Actinopteri; Syngnathiformes; Syngnathidae. The record is from RefSeq and is a predicted model, not a curated record.
CCGAUCAUGGGCGACUGGAGUUUUCUGGGAAAUAUUUUAGAGGAAGUCAACGAGCACUCCACGGUGAUCGGGCGGGUGUGGCUCACGGUUCUCUUCAUCUUCCGCAUCCUCAUCCUGGGCACGGCGGCCGAGUUCGUGUGGGGUGACGAGCAGUCCGACUACGUGUGCAACACGCAGCAGCCCGGCUGCGAGAACGUGUGUUACGACGAGGCCUUCCCCAUCUCCCACAUCCGCCUGUGGGUCCUGCAGAUCAUAUUCGUGUCCACGCCGUCUCUGGUCUACGUGGGCCACGCAGUGCACCACGUGCACAUGGAGGAGAAGCGCAAGGAGCGCGAGGAGGCGGAACUUAGCCGGCAACAGGAGCUGAGCGAGGAGCGACUCCCGCUGGCGCCCGACCAAGGGAGCGUCCGCACCACUAAGGAGACCAGCACCAAAGGGAGCAAGAAGUUCCGACUGGAGGGCACCUUGCUAAGGACUUAUAUCUGUCAUAUCAUUUUCAAGACACUCUUUGAGGUGGGCUUCGUGGUGGGCCAGUACUUCCUUUACGGCUUCCGCAUCCUGCCGCUGUACAAAUGCAGUCGCUGGCCCUGCCCCAACACCGUGGACUGCUUCGUGUCCCGCCCCACGGAGAAGACUGUCUUCAUCAUCUUCAUGCUGGCCGUGGCUUGCGUCUCGCUCUUCCUCAACUUUGUGGAGAUCAGCCACCUGGGCCUGAAGAAAAUCCGUUUUGUUUUCCGCAAGCCGGCCCCUGCUCCGGCGCAGGGUGAAGGCUCGAGCACUGGGAAAAGUCUGCCCCCUUUGCCCGUGUCCUCCCUGCAGAGGGCCAAAGGUUACCGGCGGCUGGACGAGGAGAAAGCGCCCCCUAUAACGCACCUCUACCCACUGUCAGAAGUGGGCAUGGAGGCCGGCAGGGGGGCCCCACCCUUCCACGGCCUGGAGGAGAAGGCCGAGGAGGAACCGCCUUUGGGGGACGUCCCCAAAGCGUACGACGAGACUCUGCCCUCCUACGACCAGACCGCCGAGACCGGAGAGGCCACACUGCAGCGGGAGGACGCGGCGCCGCCGGCGGGGGCGGAGGCAGCAGAGGGAGGGAGCGUGGCGGCCCGGGCGGGGAGCAAGGCGUCGGAUACGAUAGAGGACAGCAGACCUCUGAGCCGACUGAGCCAAGCUAGCAGUAAGGCCAGGUCGGAUGACCUCACCGUAUGA